CUACAAUUUCGUCCUCCCCAUUCCGCCAUUCUCAAGCGUCGAAUCAUCAGCAAAGCAAUCGGCCUCUACUCACCCACACCAGCAAUGGGUUCUUCACCUCCUCCCCUGUAUCCCGCUUCUAAUUUCGAGUCCGCCCCUGUCUCCCAACACGAACUCAAGACCUUCCACCAAAUCGACCGCCGGCUCUACUCCCGACUGGUGUUCGACCUCGACCGCGACCCAGAACAAUCCAUGAGAGUAAUGGCGCUGUGGCUGUUCCUGGAGAGAUCGAAGUACGUCCGUUCGAUGGUGCAGACUCUGUUUUCUUAUAACGACUUCCUGAUCAACGCCCUGGUCGACGAAACCAUGCUCUGCUUGAAAUGUCUGGACAACGAGCGGUACAGUCCCUUCAUUGUUCACUCGAUUCACGAAAUUCCCCUCCUCUAUAACCUCUCCGGGAGCAGAAUUACCCUUCCCUUCUUCCGCGAGAAUCGGGUCGCAGUCCUCAGGGGAGUCGUCCAACUUAUUGCCGAUGUCUGUGUCAGAGUGUUUGAUGAUCAGUUAGCGUGUGCUGUUGAGAGCAGAGCUUUUGCUUUCGCAAUGCGGCAACAACAAUUACAACAACAACAACAACAGAUGCAGAGUGGCUGGAACUACUACGGUCCGGAAAUCGGUGUACCGAUUUGGAAUCUGAAAGUCCACCAUGGAUAUGAUGUCGCUGGUGGGAGCUAUCGUCCUCAAGAGACUGACAACAACGUUCUGGAAGAACUGAAGGGUGAACCGAGUGGAGGCUACUUGAAUUUGUUGCUGAAUCCUCACGACAAUGCUGCUUCAUCUUCUUCGUCGCCACAGGUGGAUGAAAUCGAUGCGGGCGUGAAGAAAUUGGAGAUCCACGGCGGUAAUGGAAGUGAGGGCGACGGUGAUGGAGUGCCAGCCGAUGAGAGGACUGUUUUCCUGACGUUUUCCAAAGGGUACCCUAUCUCCGAACGCGAAGUCAGAGACUUUUUCUCCAUGAGAUUCGGGGACAUUUAUGAAGAUGUCCAUAUGCAAGAAGUGACGACGGCAGAGGAGCAGCCACUGUACGCGAAGCUGGUGCUGAGGGUGCAGGGGAUGAUAGAAGUGGUGCUCAAUGGGAAGAGGAAGGCCAAGUUUUCGAUCAACGGGAAGCAUGUCUGCGCUCGCAAGUACAUCAGGAAAGGCAGCACACCACCACGGUAGUCAUCAUCUCUCGGCGAUGCAUAAUCUGCUCCGUCGAUCUUGCAGCCCGACAUACACAAUAAUAAGGGAUCUGUAUUUGAUAUAAUAUAGCCUUGUGGACACACAAAAUUUUGUCUGAACUACUCACACAUACAAUUUUGUUGCAACUUGUAAGGAUUUCAAACCUCAUGCCGGGU
Molecule: messenger RNA, 1373 nt
Organism: Linum tenue
Lineage: Eukaryota; Viridiplantae; Streptophyta; Magnoliopsida; Malpighiales; Linaceae
Source: the annotation of a GenBank genome assembly